CGAGGGCCCUGCGUCAUCACUGAAUACCAGGCCUUCAGGGAGAACGUGCUCAAGAACCUGGAUGACAAGGCUUUUGACAAGCCCAUCUGCGAAGCGCUCUUAAACCAAAAAUUUUUCAAUGGAAUUGGGAAUUACCUCCGUGCUGAGAUCCUGUACAGGUUGAAGAUCCCUCCCUUUGAAAAGGCUCGGACCGUGCUGGAGGCCCUGAAGGACGAGGAUCAGGCAAGGAAGAAGAAUCCUUCCCUGACGCUGAGCAAGAAGCUGAAGCUGAUGCGGGAGAACCCGGAUCUCCUGGAGCUGUGCCACACUGUGCCCAUGGAGGUCAUUGCAGCGGGGCAGACACCCCGCAAGAAGCGUACUCGGCUGAAGGCAGAUCCCGAGGCGCUGACCCCCAAGGUGCAGCUGCUGCUGUGGUUGCAGCAGAGCCCGUGCAGGGACAGCCUGUCCCACAAUGUCACCCUCGCUUCAGCUACCUAG
Apaloderma vittatum (bar-tailed trogon) is the source of this 477-nucleotide messenger RNA. It is a transcript of the gene NEIL1, whose product is annotated as nei endonuclease VIII-like 1 (E. coli). Gene Ontology annotation, molecular function: DNA-(apurinic or apyrimidinic site) endonuclease activity; DNA N-glycosylase activity; nucleic acid binding. The annotation marks the transcript as partial. Lineage: Eukaryota; Metazoa; Chordata; Aves; Trogoniformes; Trogonidae. Gene Ontology annotation, biological process: base-excision repair. The transcript has 7 exons. Gene Ontology annotation, cellular component: nucleus. The record is from RefSeq and is a predicted model, not a curated record.